CCGUAUAAAAGAUAUGGACAAAAUCUCUUAACUUUUUCUCCACUGCAUUUCCAUUCAUCUGAUCCAAUCGUCCAAAAACCUUUUUCUUUUAUCAUCUUUGACAGGGAAGGGGAAGUCUUUACCACAGGGAAACAAGAAACAGAAGUCAGACAACAACCUAGACUUCAACGAAAACUACAAGGAACAAGAAGUAUAUACAGUUAUUCUUGUUUCAAUAAUCAAUAUUCUGCAGUAUAUAUGUGGAUUUUUGGAAGAAAAGGGGCAUCUGGGUUCUCAGCUUCCUCAACAGCUGAGGAAGUUACUCAAGGAAUCAAUGGAACUGGCCUCACUGCCAUUGUUACAGGAGCCUCGAGUGGCAUUGGUGCUGAGACUGCUCGUGUCCUUGCCUUGCGCGGUGUACAUGUGAUUCUAGCAGUUCGGGCUGUGGAGAGUGGCAGAAAACUGCAAGAAAGCAUAGCUAAAGAGACUCCUAAUGCUAAAGUCGACGUUAUGGAAUUGGAUCUUAGCUCGAUGGCGUCUGUUAGAAAGUUUGCUUCAGAAUAUAACUCUUCCGGCCUGCCCUUGAACAUCCUCAUUAACAAUGCAGGGAUCAUGGCUCCACCAUUCAUGCUCUCGCAAGACAACAUUGAAUUGCAAUUUGCUACUAAUCAUGUUGGCCAUUUUCUUCUGACAAAUCUUUUACUGGAAAAGAUGAAACAUACAGCUCGUGAGAGCCAGAAGGAAGGAAGGAUAGUCAUUGUUUCAUCAGAGGCACACCGAUACCCAUACAAGGAAGGAAUUCGGUUUGAUAAAAUUAAUGACAAAGAAAGUUACAGUCCUAUAUAUGCUUAUGGACAAUCAAAGCUUGCUAAUGUAUUGCAUGCUAAUGAACUCGCAAGGCGCUUGAAGGAAGAAGGGGUGGAGAUAACUGCGAAUUCGCUCCAUCCUGGAGCAAUCGCCACCAACCUUUGGCGUUAUCACAGUCUGAUUGAUGGUGUUGUGAAUUGGGUCGCGAAAUACGUGCUGAAAAACAUCCCACAGGGAGCCGCGACGACAUGCUAUGCUGCUUUGCAUCCUCAGGUUAAGGGGGUAAGGGGAGAGUACUUUUCAGACAGCAACAUAGGUAAACAAAGUUCACAUGCUAAGGAUGCAGAUUUGGCCAACAAACUCUGGGAAUUUUCCUGCAACUUAAUACACUCAUAAUCAACUCGAUCUUAUAUAUAUAUGAAUCCAUCUGCUUCAGUUCUGCUGCUUUGAUUCUGGGCUGUAUUGUUGACAUUACAAUACAGUAAGGAUGAGAACUUUUAAAGUGGAGUGUUACUAAAGUGCAUUUUAGCGUGAACUUUAAAGUGUACCUAUCAACCAUACAAAGUGUGUUUUUUUGUGUUUUAUAGUUUGAGUUAUUUAUGAA
Molecule: messenger RNA, 1390 nt
Organism: Ipomoea nil (Japanese morning glory)
Lineage: Eukaryota; Viridiplantae; Streptophyta; Magnoliopsida; Solanales; Convolvulaceae
Product: short-chain dehydrogenase TIC 32, chloroplastic-like
Exons: 8
Coding region: 238-1182 (314 amino acids)
Source: RefSeq, a predicted model, not a curated record